Messenger RNA from Vespa crabro (European hornet), 4450 nucleotides. RefSeq lists its product as uncharacterized. The transcript has 4 exons. The record is from RefSeq and is a predicted model, not a curated record. NCBI's taxonomy places the organism in Eukaryota, Metazoa, Arthropoda, Insecta, Hymenoptera, Vespidae. The coding region runs from base 181 to 4251 and encodes 1356 amino acids.
UUAUGUAGUUACAGCAUAUACUCGGCAUAACAUUUUCAUUCCUUGCUGACGAGAAUUAAAUGUGAGUUUUGUAUAAAUUUUUGUCUGAAAAAUUUUAUAAUAAUCCUCGAAAUAUGAUGCUAUUAAUUUAUUAAGUGUAAUUUAUCUUACGCGAACGAAGAAAUUCUGAAGAAGUAAGAAAUGGCACAGAUUUCUAAUUCAAACGUGUUUACAAACGAUGCUGCCUCUUCGACUAGUACAUCCGAUCUUUUGCAACAAGCAUUCCAACAAGUUGUUGACGACGAUGAUAAUGAAAGUGAUUUCGUUGCGUUUUUGCAAAACGAUGAAAAUGAUUCUCAAACAAUUCAUCUCACUUCGGAACAGGCAGCUGCAUUAGGUUUAACUUUUGAGAUAAACUCCAACGAAGAGGUUAUAUAUCAACAAAAUCGUGGUAGCGUUAUCCCGAAUACAACAAAAAUUACGGCAAAUGAUAAUUGUAAAACAGAAGAUGUAAGCUCGGUAUCUCCACGGGAUACUUUUACGGAUGAAGAUUUCAAUUUCGAAACGGCUCAAGUUCAAAAUGAUGAUGGCAUUAGUGAUAUAGUUAAGUCCGAGUGUAUGGACUAUUCAGAAUGGCAAAUGCAGGAAGAUUCUCCUAAUGAAAAAUUGCAAAAUGAAACUGUUGCAAAUAGUUUGACUUUAGGAAACAUUUGCUUACAAAAUCAAACCAUUAAUUCCCAGGCGCAAACAUUGGAAGUAAAAAACAAUUCCAUUCAGAUUAAUUCCAAUGCACAGAGAAUAGUUUUAGAACAACCAAAGGUACAUACAAUAAUGACAGACAUUAGGCAGAUUAAAUCUGAAGAUAAUUCGCACUAUAUGGUAGAAGAUAACUUGGCACAAAAUCAACCGAUGAAUAACGUAUCCAAUUCUCAAGCACAAAUCCUGCAAAAGUUACCGAUACUUUUGCCGUCUUCGCAAUUCAUUAUAAAACCUGCGCAAACGAUAUUAAAGCCAGCCAAAAAUGUUAAAUUAAUACAAAACAUUAAUAAACUUACAAACACUAAUUUAAAUUCCAUCAAUGGAAUGCAAUCGAUCAACAUGAAUUCAAGUUCUAAUUCUGUGUUACUUUCAAAAGCGGCGGUGAUCAAUACAUUAUCACCGCAAAUAAUAAAAGCAACCCCUAUUACGGCUCAACUUUUGAACACAAAUAAUGUAUCGGCACAGUUAUUAAAUACAUCUCACAUUAUAACAGGAAGCUGCGAAAUUGGAAAUCAUACGAACACUCCUCAGAUCGGCAAUACUGUGGUAAACAGCACACCUGUAUUACCACAAAAUAUAGCUACUUCACAAAUAAGAAUAUCACCUGCGAUAAAAACUACACAAUCAUCGUUACAAAAAAGUAAUAUAUCUCAGCUUCUAACGCCUAUGUUAAAGAGUGCUACUGCUAUAACUAAAACAGUACCAAAAACUGCUCAACUUAUUAAUAAUGCAAAUAUAAGUCCAGCGAUAUCUACAGAACUUAAGCCAGUUCAAGUUCCUACACAAAUAAUUAAGGCAACAUCAUCAUCUGUAAUGGGAAAAAAGAGUUUAGUAACGCCAAUGACAAAAAUUAUAACGCAGACAAAUUCUCCAGUUAUUUUUAGAACUGCAUCGAUCGUUAAAACGCAAGAUUCCAAAACAACGAUGACUAAUUCAACUUCUAUAUUAAAGCCAACACAAACCUCAUCAACACCUAUAUCUAUAUUGAAACCACAGACCAAAGUGGCUUUUCAUAAUUAUACUAAACAAAAUCAAACUGUUACAUUAAAUACUAGUAAUUUGACUACCAACAUACCAAAUCUGUCACAGACGACACCAGUUCUACAACAGAAUGGUUCAUCGGACAAAACAAAAUCUGUCCAAAAUGGUAUUUUUAAACAGAAGAUUAAUUCAUCCAUAAAUGGAGCAUGUCUUAAGAUAAAUAAAAAAUCUAAAGGGAUACCCACAACAAGAUCUACAACAAUUGUCUCAGAAACAGCAGAUACAUCUAAACCAUUGGGAUCCAGUGAAAAUCCUAUACAAAUAGUACAACAAGGUCAUCAUUUUCACAGCAUACAACGUCUUUCACCAACUCAGUUGAAACAAAUCGCUCAUGUAUUGCAACAACGCAGCCAAGAAACAAGUAUGUCUAAUGAGAGAAUCGUCUAUAGGGUAGUGUUUCCAGAAGAAUUAGAUUUAAGAUUGAAAAAUCCUGGAACCUUAAUAAAAAAUCGUGGUGGUAAACGAGGACGACCGAAAAAGAAUACUAUUAGGCCCUCUCUGAUCCCAUCGAAAACAGCAGCGGUUCCUGAGGAAGAACAAGUAGAAUUAAAGGAUGAUAGAAAAAAAGUUAUAGCCAGAACACGUUCUGGUAGACUUUCAAGACCACCGAGACAUAUGGUACGAGAUUACAAACAUUUACACCAUUCAGAUUUUUUACAACCAGACUUGGAUGAUUCGGAUGGCGGCUACAGUGACUAUAAUACAAACAAUGACAAAAUUGAAGAUGAGGAGUCACCUAAAGAACUUUUAACAGGAUUGGAAGUACCAAAGAGAAAAAUAUCAGAUCAUUUCAGAUGUCCUACAUGUAACAAAAUAUAUCUGGGAAGAACACGCAUGGCAAGGCAUUUUGAAAUGCAUCCUGAUCAUGGUAGUCCCGAACAACUACCACCACCUACACCUGAUCCUGAACUUAAGCAAAAUGUUAAUCAAGAUCCCUUAAAACGUAAGGGGAAAAAAAGAGGGCCAUGGGCUUAUGUUACACCCGAAGCUAAAUCAGAACGGCGUAAAGUUAAGCUAAGAGAAGCAAUUUCGGUAUGUGAAGAUACUGAAAUAAUAAAAAUAGCCGCAAAGCCGGUACUUAAUGCACAAUCUCUAUAUGAGUUACUAGUUUUAAAAUCUGAAAACAAUGUUAGAAAUUUUUUACAAGAGGUAAAACAAUUGAUGGAUAAAAUAAGAGAGAAAGUUGGCGAAAUGUUAUCUUUAGCGAAUACUGAUAAAGGAUCGGACAAAGAUUUAGUAGAUAUUAACGAAGAAUUGCUUUGUGAUGCCUUGGGUGUUAAUCCUGGAUUAUAUAAAAUCAAUAAUGACGCAUUAAAGAGUUACGACGAAGAAACUUCGAACAUUUACAUAAACGAGGAACCACCAGUAAAACUACGAAAAACGGGCAAUUCUGAAGAAUCUAAAGAAAACAAUGAAGAAAGGAUGUCUAGUGGAUUUUCAGAGAGUUCAGAUCUUAGUAUAUCAGAUUUUCUUAGUGAAAGGAGAACUGAUUCGGCAUCAAACCCGACGUGUCCAGAAGUAUUAUCGGCCUUAACAUUAAUGAGAAGAAAUCCUACUUCUAUCAAUAAUGUUGAUAGCAAUAAGGCUAAUAAUGUUUCUAAACUUUUAAUUUCAAGUCCUGAAAUUCAAAAUCAAAUUUCGGAGAAUCCAGGAUUCCAAAAAAUCGAUAUUAAUACAACCAAAGUUCCAAAAUUCCAAACUUCAGAAUCUCAUAAAGAUAAUUUUACUAAAUUAACCGAUAAUUUAGGACCAUCCAGUAAUUGUGAAAUUUUUGCCAAAGUAGAAAGUAAUUACGAUCAAUCGAAAUUGGAACAUAUGGAUAAAGCCUUUAUAAAAUUAGGACAUGUGGAGCAAGAUUUGGUGAAGCUUGAAAAUGGCACUUUGGGAUCAUACGAAAAGCAAAGUAUUCAAAGUUUGGAUAAAAUUCAAAGUGACUUGAAUAAUAUAGAAGAUGGCUCUCAGAGCUUUGCUAAAGGUUUUCAAAAAUUGGUUUCUAAAAUAGUACCUAUGAGUACCUCAAAUUUAAAUUGUGGUAAAGUCCAAAGUUCUACAUUAGAUACAAGUCCAUGUAAAAUAUUACCUGCAGCUUCAAUUUGUAAAGCUUCAGACAGUAUAUCCGUGUUACAAGAUACAGUACCAAUUAUUUCUAAUAAUUGUGAUACUAAUAUAUUUGAUAGUACAGAAAAUUUGGAUAUGUCAAAGGUAGCUCAAUACGAUCAUAUUACGCAUUUAGAUAUUUUAAAUAGUAGUAGUGUGAUAGACAAAAAUCUUUUAAUUGACGAAAAGUUAGUUGAACAAUUACACUUGGUAGAUCAAACAAACUUGGUCGAUGAGUUAGUAUCGGAACGAUUAAAAAAUAUUAUGCCUGAUAAUAUUUUAGAAGGUAAUAUCAUACCAAAUAAUACAAAUUUAGAUACAGAUCUUGAUUUUGAAGCACUGAGCGAAGAAUUUAAUAGAAAUGCUAGAAGUUGAUUUUUAGACCAUCACGUGAAUGAUGGUAUUAUACUAAAUAAAGUUAUUUGUACAGUGUAUAGUAAUAUUAGACAUACAGUACAAUUAUUUGAAUUUGUAUAUGAAACGAAUGUAUUUUUGAUGAUUGCUACACGUUUCUUUUCUAUAAACUUUAUGUAUGAAUUUGCAUUAGUUCAAAAUAGAACAUAACAUUUUUUUA